AUGGUGGAGGAGCCGGCAACAACGCGCUCGGGACGCGUCGUAAUGCCCUCAACAAGGGCCCGAGAGGCCUCGGGUAGCGACAAUAUCAGCGCCGUUAGAACGUCCAAGAAAUCAAUGACCCAAGUGGAAUUAACAGCGGUAAAGAAAGCCGCUGGCCUUAUUGAGGAGAAACAGAGCGGAAAAGAUGGAAACAGGGACAUGCUUAAAAAGAUAGGCCAGUACCUAGAAAGCACCUACCAAGAGGUUAAAGGACUGAAAGAAGCCCUUAUCAAACAAGAGAUGAUGAUCAAGGAACAGUCUGAAAUGAUCCGGGAACAGAGCAAUACAAUUCAAGCGCUGCAGACCCAAGUAGAAGCAAUCCGAAGCCAAGCUACAGAAGAUUACAAGCAACUCCAGGAACAGCUAGACACUGUCGCAAGUACUCCGGCUAUGACAACAUACGCGGCUGUAGUUGAUAGACAGCCCAGUCAUCAACAGGAUACACAGCUAGUACCCCUAGCCCGUCCUACAUUAGUUAAUACGCUAUUCUGCACAAUCGACACGUCCCGGGUCGGAGAACAAGACAAAGCGAAGACCCAGAUAGCCAAUAUAAGACAACAGAUCGAAAAAGAGAUGCGUGGGAAUGAGGAAACAGAAAACUGGCGGUGUGCAGCAAUGAUCAAGGACCCAAAAACUGCAGACCGGAUCAAGGUGGUUUGCAGACAUGAAGACGAGAUGCAGCAGAUCAAAGAAGCCGCCCAAAAGAUUGAGAUACCAGGAAUAAGAAUCCUACGAAACCAGCUAUAUCCGGUCAAAAUCGACAAUGCUAACCGGACAGCAGUAUUAGAUGCAGAUGGAAAUAUCUUAUCAGGGACAGCCGAAAUCCUGGGGAAAGAAAAUAACGUCAGCAUUGCUAAGAUCUCUUGGCUUAGCAAAAAAGACUCCAACAAAGCAUAUGGAUCUAUGGUAAUAUACGUUACCAAAGCGACGGAAGCCAGACGUCUGAUAGAAGGCAACUAUUUUGAUAUAGCAGGAGAAUCCGCAUAUACUCGGGUCUUUGAACCACAAACAGGACCUGCUCAAUGUUAUAACUGCCAAGAGAUGGGGCAUAAGGCCUUUUCCUGCAAGAAGGCUCAAACCUGCGCUAGAUGUGCAAAUAAGGGACAUCAUCACAGCACCUGCCAGGAUACAAUUCUAAAAUCAUUUCGCGUACUACAACUCAAUGUGGGCAAAAGAGAUAUGAUACAACAAAGCUUAAUGAACGAUAACGAAAUUAGAGAUUAUGGAGCGAUAGCAAUAUCCGAGCCAUACGCGCGGAUGAUUGAGAAGACAAUGAUAACAAGCCCAAUGGGACACAGCUACUGGACUAAGAUGACACCCACGGAGAGACAUGAAGGAAGAUGGCCAAUCCGGAGCAUGCUAUGGGUUCGGAGCGACAUUGAGGCAGAACAGAUCCCAGUAAAAUCCUCAGAUCUGACAGCUGCGAUACUACAAUUUCCAGAUAGGGCAGUACUGGUGGCCUCAGUCUAUGUGGAGGGGAACAAUGAGGAAGCACUAAUAUCUACAACUAGGCUACUACAUAGCCUAGUGGUAGACAUACGGGGAAGAGAUGGAAAACGGAUGGAUGUUCUAAUUAUGGGAGACUUCAAUCGGCAUGACCAACUCUGGGGCGGAGACCAAAUAUCUCCAGUAAGACAGGGGGAGGCUGAUGCUUUAGUUGACUAUAUGACCGAACACUCACUCCACAGCCUUCUACCAAGAGGCACAAAGACAUGGCAUUCAGGGGAUACAGAAACAACAAUCGACUUAGUCUUAGCAUCGACGGAGCUAGCAGAAGAGAUGGUUAAAUGUGGCAUACACUAUACAAACCAUGGAUCAGACCACCAAGCUAUUGAAACAGAGUUUGAUAUAUCAGUCCCGGAUCGACCUACCACUGAGAGAUUGCUCUGGAAGAACGCGCCUUGGACAGAAAUUAGAGCUAGAGUCACUACCAGCUUACAAGGGGUUCCCCUGGACGGCUCAGUCCAGCUGCAGACGGAUCGCCUGAUGAUAGCGGUCACAGAAGCAGUCUCAAAACUUACACCAAAGGCAAAACCCUCACCAUACGCGAAACGAUGGUGGACGACAGAUCUAACGCAGCUUCGCCGUAUAUACACAUACUGGAGAAAUCAGGCUAGAUCGCGGCGUAGAGCAGGAUGUAUAAUCCAUGAGCUCGAACAACAAGCACAUAAAGCGGCAAAAGAAUAUCAUGAUGCAAUCCGGAAACAGAAGAAGAUACACUGGGAAGAUUUCCUUGCUAAUGAUGCAAAUAUAUGGCAGGCAACUAAAUAUCUAAAACCUAAUAGCAGCUCAUUCAGCGACAAAAUACCACCAUUGGUAAAGGCAGAUGGAUCUACUACCAAAGAUAAAGGAGAGCAGAUGAAAGAGUUGCUUGCUACAUUUUUCCCACCAUUACCGACGAGAAUAGAAGAUGAGGGAACUCGGCCACAAAGAGAGCCGAUACACAUGCCUGAUCUCACUAUGGAGGAGAUUGAACGAAAAGUCUUUGAAGCUAAGCCAUGGAAAGCACCCGGAGAGGAUGGCCUCCCAGCAAUGGUAUGGAGGCAGCUCUGGCCAGUGGUCAAAGAAAGAGUAUUCCGUAUCUUUCAGAUAUCACUUCAAGAUAGCGAUCUCCCUUCCCAAUGGAGAAAUGCUAAGAUUAUACCGCUAAAGAAGCCGGCCAAGAAAAAUUACGCGCUGGUUAAAGCAUGGAGACCAAUAUCAUUGCUCUCCACGUUAGGUAAAAUACUGGAAGCGGUCGUCGCGGAAAGGAUAUCAUACGCUGUCGAAGAGUUCGGCCUGCUGCCUAUAAACCACUUUGGAGCAAGGAAGAGGCGCUCGGCAGAACAGGCACUUCUAUUAUUGCAAGAAGAGAUCUAUAAGGCCUGGAGAAAUAGGAAGGUACUAAGCCUGGUCAGUUUUGAUGUCCAAGGGGCAUAUAAUGGAGUCUUCAAAGAGAGACUGCUGCAGAGACUCAAGGCAAGAGGAAUACCUGACCAAAUAGUUCGAUGGAUUGAUGCUUUCUGCUCAAGACGCACAGCAAACAUCCUGGUUAAUGGAUCUACAAGCGAACAACGGGAGCUACCACAGGCAGGCUUACCACAAGGAUCACCACUGUCCCCAAUACUAUUCCUGUUCUUCAAUGCGGAUUUAGUACAACACAGGAUAAGUGCCUCCGGAGGAGCAAUUGCAUUUGUGGAUGACUAUACGGCAUGGGUAUCAGGCCCAUCAGCAGAAGUAAACCGGGCUAGCAUACAAGCCAUAAUCGACAGAGCCUUGGAUUGGGAAAGACGAAGCGGGGCAACAUUUGAAUGUGAUAAAACGGCCAUAGUUCACUUCACCCGGACGGCAAGCCGUUCAAGCAGCAUACCAUUCUUGAUUAAAGGCGAAAUAGUCGAACCAAAGGAAAGUGCAAAGAUUUUAGGAAUAGUGAUGGAUUCCCAGCUACGGUUCAAGGAACACAUUGCCAAUGCUGCUACCAAAGGACUCACGGCAGCCAUGGCGCUGAGAAGGCUAAAGAUGACUUCCCCACGGUCAGCAAGACAACUAUUUAGAGCUACAGUAGCUCCAGUGACAGACUACGCUUCUAGUGUCUGGAUGCAUGCCUGUGGAGCAAGGGGAACACAAUAUUUAAACAGAAUACAGAAACAUGGAGCUAUUGCAGUAACGGGGGCCUUUCGGACAGUAGCAACUGCUGUGGCUGAGGCAGAAGCAGGCAUCCAGCCGUUCCACAAUCGACAUAUGGAGAAAGCUAUAAAACUACACAUCGACAUCCAAACACUACCUGAAUCAAACCCCCUAGUCAAACUAAGGACUAUCACAACCCAGAGGUUCAGGUCUCCGCUACAGAGGAUAGCUCGAGCCCUAGAGACAACAACAACAACCGAGCGGAUAGAAACUAUCCAAGCAUUCACAAUAUCACCAUGGACAGCGCGUAUACAAACGAUACACGAAAAAGACGGGGAACAGACCAUUCAAAUUGCUAAGAAGGCAAUUGGUAUCCUAAUUGCCACAAGUGCAUCUGCUAGAUCCGGAAUAGUGGGUAUAGGAGGCCAUAUAAGAGACACCCAGGCAGACAAUAAUGGAACCGACAUAUCCAGCUUCUCGAUCACCCUGGGCAAAAGGACAGAGCAGAAUCCUUAUACAGCAGAACUAGAAGCGAUGGCGGUCGCCCUAGAACGAGUCCCUCCUGGGGCAUGCUGUAGAUGGAUAUCUAUCCUUAGCAGUAAUAGAUCCGCAGUGGCAGCAAUCAGCCAACCCCGCCAGCAAUCUGGUCAAGAAACCAUCCAGCGGAUAUAUAAGCAGAUUGAGACCUUAUACCGGCGAGGAAACGCAGUAAAUGCAAUCUGGAUACCAGCACAUGCAGAUAUCAACUUGAAACAACGAGCAAAAGCUGAAGCACAGAAAGCGACAGGAACAGAGCAUCUGCCGGAGAAACAACCAUCCCAAGCUAGAUCAACUGCUAUCAGGCUCGCCCUUGCGGAACGGCAGCUAGAAUGGACUCUCCCAGAGAAUGUUGGUAAAUACUCAAAGGCUGUAGAUGCAGCUCUUCCAGGAAAACAUACAAGGAGCUUGUACGACAGAUUGAACCGGAAAGAGGCAAAAAUCCUGGCCCAGCUUCGGACAGGAAUGACAGGGCUCAACAGCUACUUGAAUAGGAUAGGCGCAGCAGACUCCGAUCUCUGCGCAUGUGGACAAGCAAGUGAGACAGUGGAACAUUUCCUAUUCCGCUGCACAAAAUGGACAGCGAUGAGAGAAGGCAUGAACCAAUGCACAGAGUCGAGACGAGGUAACCUGUCCUUCUUCCUAGGCGGAAAAUCACGCUCCGACCCGGAUCGAUGGCAACCAGACAUGAAGGCCGUCCAGGCAGUAAUCAAGUACGCAAUUGCAACAGGAAGAUUAGAACAGGAACCCGAAGCCGGACCUCCAUCAACAUAG
Messenger RNA from Talaromyces marneffei, 4956 nucleotides. RefSeq lists its product as uncharacterized. The coding region runs from base 1 to 4956 and encodes 1651 amino acids. Gene Ontology annotation, molecular function: nucleic acid binding; zinc ion binding; catalytic activity. NCBI's taxonomy places the organism in Eukaryota, Fungi, Ascomycota, Eurotiomycetes, Eurotiales, Trichocomaceae. The record is from RefSeq and is a predicted model, not a curated record. The transcript is spliced from 2 exons.